Molecule: messenger RNA, 3658 nt
Organism: Xylaria bambusicola
Lineage: Eukaryota; Fungi; Ascomycota; Sordariomycetes; Xylariales; Xylariaceae
Product: RNA polymerase II mediator complex subunit Sin4
Exons: 9
Coding region: 378-3296 (972 amino acids)
Biological process (GO): positive regulation of DNA-templated transcription
Cellular component (GO): mediator complex
Molecular function (GO): protein binding
Source: RefSeq, a predicted model, not a curated record
GCUGCCUCUAUUUGGUAAGCUGUGAGUAGGCCGUGAGCAAGUAAUUUUCGCUCAAGCAUCAACAUGAUCAAUCUUCUUCUCUAAUAAUACUCUCAUUUCCUCUCAUCCACUUCAACCAACUCUUUCCACCAGAAUUGUCGUUUUGUUUUCAUAAAAAGAGCUGCACGAGGUUACACCGUUGCUCCGAGUACACAACAAACAGUCUGAAGUUGUCUAUCAACUUGUCAUCUUGUUCUACGCCAGAUUCCUUCACUUGGCCUCCUGUCUAACUCUCCCGUACCAUGGCCCUACUGAACCGUCCUUUGUCUGACUAGCCCGGGGCAGAAAGACUAGAUCUAUAACUGCCGUCGGCUUUUCUCCCUUUGCCAUCCGUACAGAUGACGGACACCGGCACCAACAUGCCGCUCCUCCUAGACAGCGCUAUGUCAGGAAUGGACCAACCUGCCAUGCAAGUCGACUUGAACGGCGUCGACGAUCUUUUUGGAGACACCGACCCCCUUUCUCUUCCUUCGCGCCCACCAAGUAGACGCCUUCGACGGAGACUGGAUGAGUUACGCUGUCGGGGUUGCUGUCAGGGAAUUGCCUGGUCUAAAGGGGGCACUAUUGCUUCUAUCGCACAAGGCGGCCAAUCCAUAGAGCUCAGAUACCUACGAGCCAACCCCAAAGAUGCUAAUUGGGAAUUAAGUGAGCCUAAGGUCGUUACCCCCUGGCAGAACCUCAAUGGCGGCCCUAUUGUUCACCUAUCAUGGGGCCCCGCAAGCUCUGAGCUUGCUGUCAUCGACGCUGUUGGCAGAGUUUUCCUCCUCAACUUCAACUCCGACUUGAAUCGCCCUCUGGUGUCUCGGCGCUGGGAUGGGGAUACCAUUGAUGAUUUGCACACAAUCGUCGGGACUUAUUGGCUCAAUCAGCUCCCGGCAAAUUCGAGGUUUUAUCCUAUAUACUGCCCCGCUGUCAAGAAUGCCAAGGGAACGGACUAUACAUUCGAGACUGGAGCCGUUCCCAACAUGGGACCCAGCCAUCCCAACCCGACCAAGUCGGCAUUUAUAUGUGUUACAACCAAUGGCCUCCUCAAAAUGUUCUGGAGCCAACAUAACAACAAGCCCGAAGAAACCACUCUAGAAUUAGAGAGCGCCACGUCUGCUGACGACCUCAUAACACAUGCUGCUGCAUGUUCUGAUAAAACUAAAUCUAUUUACAUUGCCAUGGCUACAACCUCAAAGCAACUCAGAGUUGUUCAGGUCGCCAUCUCUUUUAACUCACCCAAGCCCGAAAAUCAGCAGAACAUACCCCCAGGGGGGUUGGUCUUAAGCCCGUCUCUAGGAAAAAGACAUGUUGCAGUAACCAGCUGGUUCCAGACGGGGAUAUGCGAGUCCCCUUUAGACGCAUCCAUGUCAAAGAUUUCUCAUAUAGAAAUGCUUCCAGCCCAUUUCGAAAUUCAAACCAAGCAAUGGUCACCUAUCGUCGUUAUCACGGUGCGGUCAUUCAUCCCAGAGUCGAACUCGCCCUACAACCACGAGGUGCAAAGUAUCAUUGAUAGAUGGGAGCUUCUUACGGAUCAGAAGCAGACAGUUCACCCCGCUUUCGAGCGACUUGGCCCUAGAAGAAACAGUGUUGGGUCGACACCUCCAGCUACCGCAAGGUUAAAAAAGCUUGAAUCGAUCAUCGUGAACAAAAUUGUUAUGGGCGUCAACGUGGUCUCAUUUGGAAAGACCUUAUGUUUCUACUACAAUGAUGGGACCGUUGAAUACCGUGACCGAUUUACUAUGCAGGAGGUACACCGAGAGGCGAAUCUCGACCGAAUGUACUCGAUCUUAGAAGCAGGCUUUACCCAUAGUGGUGAGCCUUCAUGCUUGCAAAUGGCUUUUUCCCCUGUGAAUUUCUCUCUCGUACAAAUGUACGAGGAUGGACAGAUUAAGUGGCAUAAUCUCGAAUACACCUUAGAAGAUCCUACAAAAAUUUCAGAUGCCCACCUAAAUGCUGUCAUUGCGGCCUGUGCUAUGUCGACCGCAACCGCCACAAACAACAACACUAAUAUUGACGACAUUUUUGCCGUAGCGAGAAAGUUCCCCCACAGAGAUCAGUUCGCCGUUAAAUGGGUUAUGGAUUUGGUGCAGAUUAUGCGAAUAACGGUCGACUAUUCCGAUGAUAUCCCCCAUGAUCACCUCAUCAGAAACCAGCAUCUACAGUUUUGUUUUAGCAUAUUCAACCAUCUCGGCUGGAACGGGGAAUUCAGUGCACGCCACUUCCGGAGUAGGCUGUCUACACUGGCACUCAGUCUUCGUAACACCGUGAUCCUCGUGAGCCUAGCGAGCAGUGCUCCAAGUGCGGUCAGGGCAGCGUCGAUGCCUCUCGACGAACCUGAGGUGGUGAAUUCUCUAGCUGGCUGUGCCAAAUGGUCAUGCGACUUCCUAAGUUGGCUAUGCGAUUCGUUAUUCUGCUUGCUGGAUGACAUCAAGUUUAUGAGUUUUCUGACUCAGACCAACCAGCCUCAGCAACUCCUCAAUCUUACUCAGUACCUCCACACGAAGAAUGAGAUCGCGUUACAUCUUAUACUUUGCUCCUCUACCCGUAAUCUCAUCUCUGCGGCGUGCCGCCGUGUGGGGCUUCUUGAUAGUUGCGCAAGCCGCGCUCUUGCCUGGUAUUCUGGCCGAGGGGAGUUGCCUGAGUCAAGCAGUUCACGUCAUGUCGCGCUACAUGCCGCCUACCGAAAAGUUCACCGAUAUACUUCCGCGGCACUCGUCAAAGCUGACGAAUUCGACAAAUUUCUUGGAACCUUAGCAGGAGACAUACGAUCAGCAUACGGAACAUCACUUGGCCCACUGGCAGAAAAAGAGGCCCAGAAAGCAGCAAAAAAUCCACCAACGCCAAACCAAAAUCCCAAUGCUCCCAAAUCAGAUCGGGUUAAAGAAGCCCGCCAGCUGUGCGAGCUCAACAUGCUCUUAGUGCGUCCACCACCACCAUCCUUCUUAGCUGUAAUCACAAAACUCUUCAGGCAAGAUCUCAUGGCUUUCCGCACAAAUGUCGAUCUUGCGAAACUAUACUUUGCAGACUAUCGUCUUCUCGAGAUCAUUGAUACACCCGACGCUUUGGCAGAUCGGAAAAAGAGAGGUAUGAACGUCGACAUGUUCAGACGUGUCGAGAUCAGUAAGCGAGCACACGUUCCUUGGAGACGGUGUUCUAGGUGUGGAAAUGUCAUGGAAGAUCUCACAUCGCCGAAUAACAAACCAGGCAUGCUAUUUUUGCUUGCACAACAACGAACAUGCUGCUGUGGAGGACGUUUAGCUCUUCUCACUUAGCGAGGUUUGUAAUGCACUACAAAGCGAUUUACGUUAAGAGGAAGUCAGGAAAUGAACUAUUCUCUAGCGAGUCCCACGAUGUGUCGGAGAGAAAACUUGAUCUAUCGCUCUUGAAGCAACAUAAAAGAGGCCUCGCUACUGAUGGCCUCGUGAUGCUUGCUACAGGAAGAAAUGCUCUGAUAUAUGAUCGAAUCUAGUGCUAGAUACAUAAUACUAAUAAUUCAUCAAUGCAUGGCCUAUAUCUAAAGAAAGACAGUUCCGAUUUAGAAGCCUGCCGUAGACAUGUGGCGCAGCCAAACUGAGGCAAUGGCGUCUGCGGAAGACUCCGAGUGAUGAUUUGGCAGUCUCUUAGCAGGGAGCCU